Messenger RNA from Raphanus sativus (radish), 1704 nucleotides. RefSeq names its product mRNA cap guanine-N7 methyltransferase 1-like. Lineage: Eukaryota; Viridiplantae; Streptophyta; Magnoliopsida; Brassicales; Brassicaceae. The transcript is spliced from 13 exons. Gene Ontology annotation, biological process: 7-methylguanosine mRNA capping. Gene Ontology annotation, cellular component: nucleus. The coding region runs from base 367 to 1491 and encodes 374 amino acids. The record is from RefSeq and is a predicted model, not a curated record. Gene Ontology annotation, molecular function: mRNA 5'-cap (guanine-N7-)-methyltransferase activity.
UACGAAACCAGAGAUUGUGAGUUCGAUCCUCACUGGAAUCGUAAUCUUUUGGUUCUCGUAACCAUUUUUUUCUGUUAUGCCAUCCAUCGGAUGCACAAAAGUCUGAAGAGAAGAGCUCAACGAAACAAGGACGCAGCCGCAAGAAAACAGGAUUGAGUUUUCUGAGAUCUUAUCAACCGACCAAAAACAAGAGACUUUGUAAACCAAUUUUGCUUGUCGAAGAAACAAAAGUCAAUUGAAUCGAACCAUCUCCUCUCUCUCUCUCACUGUCUCUCUCGUCUUCUUUGUCGGGUUUGGUUAUAUAAUUGGAGAAGCAUCAAACCAUCAACUAAUUAGACAUUCGAACGGGCUUAGCUUUGCUUUGUAAUGAAACGAGGAUUCGCACAAUCUCCGUCCAGCUCUACUCCUCCUCCUUCCUCCAGAUUCAAAUCCAACCCUCAAGGAGGUGGUGAUACAGAGUAUGAUGAAGAGGAGAGCACAAAGAAGUUUGCGAGGAAAGUAGCUGAUCAUUACAGUCGAAGAACAAACCAAACUUUGGAAGAGAGAGAAGCUAGUCCCAUCAUUCAUCUCAAGAAACUCAACAACUGGAUUAAAAGUGUGUUGAUCCAGCUUUAUGCUCGUCCUGACGAUGCUGUUCUAGACCUUGCCUGUGGGAAGGGUGGUGAUUUGAUCAAGUGGGAUAAGGCAAGGAUCGGUUACUAUGUUGGAAUCGAUAUAGCUGAAGGGUCGAUUGAAGAUUGUCGAACGCGUUAUAACGGUGACGCAGACCAUCACCAACGUCGUAAGAAGUUCAGCUUUCCAUCCCGCUUAUUAUGUGGGGACUGUUUUGAAGUACAACUAGACAAGAUUCUUGAAGAGGAUGCCCCUUUUGAUAUCUGCAGUUGCCAGUUUGCUAUGCAUUACUCAUGGACUACUGAGGCACGUGCACGACGAGCUUUGGCUAAUGUCUCAGCUCUUCUUCGUCCUGGAGGCGUCUUUAUUGGAACAAUGCCUGAUGCCAAUGUUAUUAUCAAAAAACUCCGACAAGCUGAAGGUUUGGAGAUUGGUAAUAGUGUAUACUGGAUUCGUUUUGGUGAAGAGUAUUCUCAAAAGAAGUUCAAAUCUAGCAGCCCCUUUGGUAUUGAAUACGUAUUUCAUCUUGAGGAUGCUGUUGAUUGCCCUGAAUGGAUUGUGCCCUUUAACGUCUUCAAGUCUUUAGCCGAAGAGUAUGAUCUAGAGUUGGUGUUUGUGAAGAACUCACACGAGUUUGUCCAUGAGUAUAUGAAGAAACCAGAGUUUGUAGAACUCAUGAGAAGGCUUGGUGCUUUGGGUGAUGGUAACCAAGACCAGAGCACGUUAUCAGCUGAUGAAUGGGACGCUGCUUAUCUAUACCUCUCUUUUGUCUUGAGGAAGAGGGGAGGAGAAUCUGAUGGAGCUCAAAGGAAAGGAGGGAGGAGGAAGAAUGGGAAAAUGAACUUAUCCAAAGACGAUGUUUUGUAUAUUGACAACUGAAGUGUAAAAGAGUGUAACUUUACUCAACGGAGAGCGUCUCAAGACUCUGUUUUCGUCUAGCCUUUGUUUACUUUAGAAAGAAGACGAGAAUUAGCCUAAUAAUAUGGUAGUCGUUGAACAUUUGCGUUUUCAUAUGUGCUAGGCUUUAGCUGAAUAUACCAUCAGGAUUCUGACCAUCAUCAUGAUAUAACUCACCAGUUUUUGAACGGGGUC